Messenger RNA from Periconia digitata, 1406 nucleotides. The record is from the annotation of a GenBank genome assembly. NCBI's taxonomy places the organism in Eukaryota, Fungi, Ascomycota, Dothideomycetes, Pleosporales, Periconiaceae.
CCUCAACCCCAGCACUUUGCCUCCUCCUACGUCAAGGCGCUCCAUCUAAACCUUGAUAACUUAUCCAAAUUCUCAGUGGUAUUUCUUUGCGUCAAUUGUACUAUAGCAUUUGAGUCUUUCUAUCCAUAACUCGUCUUUUCGCCAAGGCAUUGGCAUAGGUUGCUAUUAUGCCUUCCGGAUCGCAAUCCUCCGGCCCAACACCGACAACUACGUCACAGUCGCAGGGUAAACAGCCAAGGUCAAGGAAAGCUGCAGCGGCCAUACCUCAGCAACCUGCACCCGGCAGAGCAGGUUCGGCUGGCGGCAUCGUCCUUGAAAAGGAGCAAUCCAAGAAUAACAAAUCGACAACUGAUCCAAAAAGCAUUACUGCUACUUCAUCUCCCGCAAAAUCUAUGAACGCUACAGCAGCAAAGAGUGAUGAAAAGGGUAGCGAGGCUGCAGGGACCAACCGUCCUAAAAGGCGUCCCAGAAAACUGAAUAGGGAACCGGCUUCUGAUAAACCUUCAGUCACUACUAAUUCUGCGACUACCCUUGGCGAUCCCUCGACCUCGUCGGCCGCUGCAAUAGAGCUAGAAGCGCUGAAGUCUCGCGUCCGUGGCUUGGAAGCCAAAGUAGAGGAGCUGUAUUCCUCUACAGAAGGCCGCACCGGGCGGUCGCCACGUCGAAGAGGCAAAGGCCGCAAAGGUUCUUCUACCAAUCAAGUUCCCACGCUCGCAUCCACCGCCGGACCAACCCCUGUGGACGGUGAAGAGGAGAUUGCAGAUGAGGAACUCACACGCCUCGAGGAUGAGCUCGAGGAUGCUCGUCGGGAUCUGAUGCUAUACCAACCCCGCACUCGUCCUCGCACAAAGCGAUCAACAUCUGGGGAUACUGAAUAUGUGGAAGAGAUACCACGGGAUGGUAGUCGCACCGUUACCACGGGCGAUAGGCAGGUGACCCUCAGCGGAAGCUAUAGAAUUCCGUUGCCUGCAACUUUAUCCAUGGACGAUGUCAAGAGCAUUCAAAAUGGUGUUUCGGCGGCUCAGAAUGUGGCCAAGUCUUUCAUGGACCAACGCCGUGCGGCACAGACGGCACGAAACACUACUCCUCCAACUGCUGGCUCCAAGUCAUCGACCAAAGCAUCCGCGUCCAAAGGGUCAUCAGCCCCCACAGCUGAAGCUGACAGGGAAGCCUCCGGCAAAUCUUGGGGUGAGUGGUUUGGGGGAUACAGUGUCGCUAUUUCUAGGGCAAUGAAGAAUAUUGAAGCCGAGGCGGCAAUUGAAGGCCAGAAGGCCGCUCAAGCUGGGAGGUCCGGAAAGGCGCCAGUAUCGAAAAAGGCUUCCAGUGGAAAACCUGCUGCGAGGCCAGGGUUGAAGGGGAGGCAAAGCAAUCUAAGCAGUGAGCAGGUGCAAGGCUUGAUGAGUUAA